Cydia amplana is the source of this 2998-nucleotide messenger RNA. It is a transcript of the gene Clbn, whose product is annotated as ribosome quality control complex subunit NEMF homolog. Gene Ontology annotation, cellular component: RQC complex. Lineage: Eukaryota; Metazoa; Arthropoda; Insecta; Lepidoptera; Tortricidae. The record is from RefSeq and is a predicted model, not a curated record. The coding region runs from base 98 to 2998 and encodes 966 amino acids. Gene Ontology annotation, molecular function: ribosomal large subunit binding; tRNA binding. Gene Ontology annotation, biological process: rescue of stalled cytosolic ribosome; ribosome-associated ubiquitin-dependent protein catabolic process. The transcript has 18 exons.
AACUACAUGCGUUGACGGUGUACGUGUUGUGCUGAAAAUUUUGCAAUAAACGUAGAUUUUGUUAAAUAACUGAUAUAGAAAAUAAUUUGCCUUCAAAAUGAAGACUCGUUUUAAUACCUACGAUAUAAUAUGCAUGGUCACCGAGCUACAGAAGCUGGUGGGCAUGCGAGUAAACCAGGUGUACGACAUAGACAACAAGUCGUAUUUAAUCCGCCUGCAGCGCUCCGAGGAGAAGGCUGUACUGCUGCUAGAGUCGGCAAACAGGUUCCACACAACUCAGUUUGAAUGGCCGAAGAAUGUAGCACCUUCAGGGUUUACUAUGAAGCUCCGUAAACAUCUGAAGAACAAGCGCCUAGAGCAGCUCACCCAGCUGGGUAUAGACCGUAUCAUAGACCUGCAGUUUGGGAGCGGGGAAGCAGCGUACCAUGUCAUACUGGAGCUGUAUGACCGGGGCAACAUAGUGCUGACGGACUACGAGUGGACGAUACUCAAUGUGCUGCGGCCCCAUGUAGAGGGGGAUAAAGUUAGAUUUGCAGUAAAAGAAAAAUAUCCCCUAGACAGAGCAAAGUCGAACUUUGACCCUCCAGACGCAGAGGGCUUGAUGAAAAUACUAGCCAACAGCAAACCUGGAGACAAUCUUAAGAAAAUACUCAACCCUAACCUAGAAUAUGGUCCAGCGAUAAUAGACCACGUUCUCCUGGAGUCUGGCCUGACGGGCAACAUGAAGAUCAGCACGGAACCUGGGAAGGGUUUCUCUGUAGAACGGGAUUUGGACAAGCUGGUAGAAGCUGUGAAAAAGGCUGAGGAGUUAAUGGCGACCGCGAGGAGGGAAGUGGCAAAGGGCUACAUCACUCAGAAGAAGGAGGAACGUCCGCAGCCCCAGCCAGGCGAGGACGCCUUUUUCCUCACCAACGUGGAGUUUCACCCGAUGCUGUACGCGCAGCACAAGGCGCAGCCCUACGCGGAGUACGACUCGUUUGACCGAGCCGUGGACGAAUUCUAUUCGGGGCUGGAGGGACAGAAGAUUGACUUAAAGACUAUCCAAGUAGAGCGAGAAGCCAUGAAAAAACUCCAGAAUGUACGGAAAGACCACGAGAAACGAGUUAACGAGUUGGAAGACCUUCAAGUCACUGACCGGCAGGCGGCUGAACUAAUAUCAAGGAAUGAACCGCUAGUCGAACAAGCGAGGCUCGCUAUACAAGCUGCCAUCGCCAACCAGAUGUCCUGGGACGACAUAACGCUCCUCGUAAACACGGCCAAGGAGAACAACGACCCGAUCGCCUCCUGCAUAAAACAUUUGAAGCUGAACACGAACCACGUAACGCUGUCCCUCUCUGACCCGUACGAGGAUGAGGUGCCGCCUAUGUGUGUCGACAUCGACCUGUCUUUGACGGCCUUCGCUAAUGCUAGAAAAUACUACGACAUGAAACGCAAUGCAGCAAAGAAGCAGCAGAAGACCCUGGAGUCAGCAGACAAGGCCCUCAAGAGCGCCGAGCGGAAGACCAAACAGACCUUGAAAGAGGCUCAGACCAUCAGCUCCAUCAGUAAAGCCAGGAAGACCUACUGGUUUGAGAAGUUCUUCUGGUUCAUAUCCUCGGAUAAUUAUUUGGUGAUCGGCGGUCGUGACCAGCAGCAGAACGAGCUGCUCGUGAAGCGCUACAUGCGUGCCACGGACGUGUACGUGCACGCCGACGUGUCCGGCGCCUCGUCCAUCAUCAUCAAGAACCCGGGCGGGCACGUGCCGCCGAAGACACUCGGCGAAGCGGGCCAGGCUGCUGUGGCGUACAGUGUGGCGUGGGAAGCAAAAGUCCUCACUAGCGCGUGGUGGGUGCACGCGCACCAAGUGUCCAAGUCCGCGCCCACCGGCGAGUACCUCACCACCGGCUCGUUCAUGAUCCGCGGCAAGAAGAACUACCUGCUGCCGCAGCACCUGCAGCUUGGGUUCAGCUUCCUGUUUAGGUUAGAAGACAGCUGCAUAGAACGGCACAAGGGCGAGCGGAAAUCGACAGUGCCUGAGGACGACGCCUCAUCUGUCGUUUCGGACGCCACCACGGCGUUGACGACAGACGAUGGGGAUGAGGAGAUUGCAGUCUCAGAUGAUGACGGAUCAGAUGAAGACGACAAAUCGCAAGAGAAGGAGGAUAACUGUGAGAAAGAGCCGACAAGCGAUAAGCCCGCCUUAGACGACAUAGAGGAGGACAGCGAAAGCGACGAUGAAGCUUUCCCUGACACACAUAUCAAGGUCGAUCACGGAACAGGGGAAGUUAUAAUGCAGUCGAAAACGCGGACCAUAUCAGAAGUAUCAAACAACAGUGACGACAAACCCCUUUCAUUCCCGUCCCUACCAAAGAAGACCGGCAAGAAAAACAACAAAGAACAGCAGAAGAAAGAAGAUAAAAAGGAGGAAAAGAAGGAGCCGAGCAUGAAGCGCGGGCAGCGCAGCAAGCUCAAGAAGAUUAAAGAGAAAUACAAGGAUCAGGAUGAGGAGGAUCGCGCGCUCAGGAUGAGCAUACUGCAGUCAGGCAACGCCCUAAAAGACACGAAGAAAAGCCAAAAGAAAGCGGCAGCCAAGAGCGGCAAGACCGGCAAGACGAAGGGGCCCAAGAUACCGCAGCCCGCGCCGCAGAUCCUGGAGGCCGAGGACGAGGAGCCGGAGGAGCCUGACGCGGACGCUGAGCCGGAGCCACAAGGUGCUGAUGUGGAAAUACUGAACCAGCUGACCGGCUGUCCUCUACCCGAGGACGAGCUAUUGUUCGCCGUGCCCGUGGUAGCGCCCUACUCCGCCCUGCACAACUACAAGUUCAAAGUGAAGCUAACCCCAGGCAACAGCAAGCGGGGCAAGGCGGCCAAGACGGCCGUGGCGGUGUUCGCGCGCGACAACACCUGCUCGCCGCGGGAGAGAGACCUGCUCAGGGCCGUCAAGGAGGAAAACGUGGCGAGGAACUUCCCCGGCAAGGUCAAACUGUCCGCGCCGCAGCUGCAUAAGCAUAAGAAGUGA